Molecule: messenger RNA, 1365 nt
Organism: Lasiodiplodia theobromae
Lineage: Eukaryota; Fungi; Ascomycota; Dothideomycetes; Botryosphaeriales; Botryosphaeriaceae
Exons: 5
Coding region: 1-1365 (454 amino acids)
Source: RefSeq, a predicted model, not a curated record
AUGCCACCCAGCCGCGCCGUCAUCUACCCCAUCGCCAUUGCCGGCCCCAAGUCGGUCGCCGCCGAUGCCGCCGCGCUGGCCGCCCGCGAAGAGACGUUUUGGCAGCUGGUGCGACGCGUCCUGCGCCAGGUCGACGACGGCUACACCACCGAGGCCACGGCUGUGAACGCCGUGCGCGAGGCGGCCGAGACGUACAAGGUUGCGUUCCCCGAUGACGCGGAGCGCUUUGCGAGGGAGGAGGGUGGGCAGACUGCUCCUUCCGAACGCAAUCCCAGAGGACCUUCGCAUGUGCACGUGAGGCGCAAGGCUUCCAUCACACGCCCUCUUUGCAGGAAGUCGCAGGAGCUUCGCAGCCUGUGGCAUAUUCCUCUUCCGCAGAUCUCGGCGCAGGGCUCCGUGUCAACCAUGGCGUCGACCACCAACGAUGGAGGCGAGAUGACGGCCGUUUCUGCGCCGACCGAUAAAGCCAUCGUCACCUCUUCCGGAACCAAAACCUUUCACCUCCCGACCGAACAAACUCGCGACAUUCCAUCUCGGCGUCCCAGGGAGAUCUUCGACUUCAUGGCACUCACUGGCGAACUCCGCAACGCCAUCUACCAGGCCGUCAUCGAUACCAUGGCGACAACGCCCGACAACCCUAUCGCACUAAUUCCGGAGACUAAUUGUAUUAGAAGGUAUGAUUUCUGGUUGAAAAAAGAUACCGACUGUUAUCGCAAAAUCAGCGGCUACUGGAGUGACGAUGAAGACUUGGAUCGUAUUCCCAUGGAAGAGCUAGUUGAGAUCGGGCGCAUCUCGAAGCUGAGGAUGAACUUGGCCACCUGCCGCCUAGGAGAGGUUUCGCGCCAAAUUCGAUCCGAGUUCGUGCCCAUGCUCUUGGGUAGCUUGCACUUCCGCAUCUGCGCGUGCCUGUGGGGCGACCCAGGCUCUCAAUCAAUUAUCCAAGCACCUGUUCACCAGCUUUCCGGCAUGAUCCAUCAUCUCGAUUACUACACGCAUCUCUUACCUCCGCAAAAACCGAGUCUUCGUGAGCUUUCCGACCUCUUGGACGCCCUGUUGAGUAUUCGCUUCAAUGGAGAACUCAAAAUUGUCGGUUUCUACGAUGAGACGUCUCUGGUCCUGGAUUGCUUCGAUACUUUCUGCGCAAGUGUGCGUGAGGGUGAAAGUAGGACCAGAGCUUACAAGAAGGCUUUUGAGGUGGUGCUCCGACGCCAUGAGCUCUUUGGUGGGCUGAGCAUCCCGUUGGGUCACUGCGAGCAGACCUUGGCCUUUCGUUUCGAUUGCAACGAGUUCUUGGACGAAUAUGUGCAGACUCAAACGAUUGGUCCAGCUUCUUCCCAUAGACGCUCAGCAAGUUCUCCACUAUAG